Phyllostomus hastatus (greater spear-nosed bat) is the source of this 8648-nucleotide messenger RNA. It is a transcript of the gene MRTFB, whose product is annotated as myocardin related transcription factor B. The transcript is spliced from 17 exons. Gene Ontology annotation, biological process: smooth muscle cell differentiation. The coding region runs from base 367 to 3663 and encodes 1098 amino acids. The record is from RefSeq and is a predicted model, not a curated record. Lineage: Eukaryota; Metazoa; Chordata; Mammalia; Chiroptera; Phyllostomidae.
UGCGGGCCACGGUGGCGGCCGUUGGGGGCAGAGGAGGGGGUGAGAGCAGCGCAGACCAAAGGCCGGACCAGGGAGCGGGUCGGGCGGCGACCCAAGUCCUGUGCUCCAGUCCCAGCUCGCCCCCGCGCCUGCAGCGGAGCCACCCGGUCAGCCCCGUCCCGGGACCCGCGCGGACGGGGCGGGGCGGCCGGGCCAGGGCUUCCAGGGCCGGUCCCCCAGCAGGCAGUUCCUGCGCUACGGUUCAAAAUAAAGGUGCUGAUAAAGAGAAUGUAAGACAAGAAAAUAAUUAAAUAUUUGACCGAGACUCUUCAACAGACCACGUUUAAGAGUUGUCUCGGACUCCCUCUUGCCAGUGGCUGGAGCACAAUGGAUCACACAGGGACACUAGACACCGAGGAUGAAUUGGGACCUUUAGCCCAUCUCGCUCCAAGUCCUCAAAGUGAAGCCGUUGCUCACGAAUUCCAGGAACUUUCCUUGCAGUCCAGUCAGUACUUGCCCCCUCUGAAUGAAAGGAAGAAUGUGCUCCAGCUGAGGCUGCAACAGAGGAGAACGAGAGAACAGCUAGUGGACCAGGGCAUCAUGCCACCUUUGAAGAGCCCAGCGGCAUUCCAUGAGCAAAUAAAAAGCUUGGAACGAGCCAGAACUGAAAACUUUUUGAAGCACAAGAUUCGGAGCCGACCAGAUCGUUCUGAACUUGUCAGGAUGCACAUUUUAGAAGAAACAUUUGCAGAGCCAUCCCUCCAGGCCACCCAGAUGAAGUUGAAAAGAGCUCGCCUAGCUGAUGAUCUGAAUGAAAAGAUUGCUCAGAGACCUGGUCCUAUGGAGCUGGUAGAGAAGAACAUCCUGCCUGUAGACUCCAGUGUUAAGGAAGCAAUUAUAGGCGUUGGGAAGGAGGACUAUCCCCAAACUCAGGGCGAUUUCUCAUUUGAUGAAGACAGCAGUGAUGCUUUGUCUCCAGACCAGCCAGCCAGCCAGGAGUCGCAGGGGUCAGCCGCGUCCCCCAGUGAGCCAAAAGUUAGUGAAUCACCAUCUCCUGCGACUACCAGCACUCCAACCCAGUUUACUUCAGUGUCCCCAGUAGUUCCUGAAUUCUUGAAAACUCCUGCUACUACAGAUCAGCCCCCAACAAGGUCCACAGCUCCUGUGCUCCCUAUAAACACUGUGUCCUCAACAAAGCCUGGGCCAGCACUGGUGAAGCAAAGCCAUCCUAAGAAUCCGAAUGACAAACACCGUAGCAAAAAAUGCAAAGACCCUAAACCACGGGUAAAGAAGCUGAAGUACCACCAGUACAUUCCACCAGACCAAAAAGGUGAGAAGAGCGAGCCGCAGCUGGACUCCAACUACGCCCGCCUGCUCCAGCAGCAGCAGCUGUUCCUGCAGCUACAGAUCCUGAGCCAACAGCAGCAACACUACAACUACCAGACCAUCCUGCCUGCACCACUCAAGCCUCUCAAUGACAAAAAUAACAACAGUGGGAAUUCAGCUUUGAAUAACACCAUACCUAACACAGCAAGACAGAAUAUGUCUGCUCCCAUGAGAAAGCCAGGACCUCUGCCGUCCAGCCUGGAUGACUUAAAGGUAUCAGAACUGAAGACAGAACUGAAGUUAAGGGGUCUUCCAGUGUCAGGCACCAAACCGAACCUUAUCGAACGCCUGAAACCAUACCAGGAAAUGAACAGCAAUGGCGUUGCUACUGAUGGCAUUGUGGCAGUGUCAACAUCUGCCAUCAUCACCAGUAACCCAGAAGUCACCAUGGCGUUGCCAGUUACCUCACUACAAAACUGUGUAACUAGCUCAGGCUCCACUUUCAAGGCAGAACUGCCAUCUACUGGAACCAGCAAUGCAGCCCAUGUGGAAACUGUUAACUCGCCUCUGCCGAUCUCACCGUCUCCUUCCGAACAGUCCAGUCUCAGCACCGAGGACACAAACAUGGCAGACACGUUCACUGAGAUUAUGACCAUGAUGUCUCCUUCACAGUUCUUGUGUUCAUCUCCUUUGAGAGUAACAGGUAAUGAAGACAGCCUAAGUCCCACCAGCAGCACUCUGUCCAAUCUGGAACUGGAUGCAGCUGAGAAGGAUCGCAAGCUUCAGGAGAAAGAGAAGCAGAUUGAAGAGCUAAAGAGGAAACUGGAACAAGAGCAGAAGCUCGUGGAAGUUUUGAAAAUGCAACUUGAGGUUGAAAAACGAGGGCAACAGCAGCAGCAGCAGCAGCAGCGACCACUGGAACCCCAGCCCGGUGCCCCAGCUAAUUCUAUCAGCCAGUUGGAGCAGAAGCAUGGCAGCGUCAGUUCCUCCAUCAAAGAUGAGACCUCACUCACUGACUGCUCCAGCCCCAGGCAGCCUGUCCCAGGAGCGAGCCAUUCUGUGGGCCAGCCUGUCUCUACAGGUGGCCAGACCCUUGUUGCCAAAAAGGCUGUGGUGAUCAAGCAAGAGGUGUCUGUGGCCCAGGCAGAGCAGCAGAGCAUCGUCCCACAGUUCUACGUGAGUUCCCAGGGACAGGCACCGCCUGCUGUUGUUGCCCAGCCUCAGGCUCUGCUGACCACACAGACUGCUCAGCUGCUGCUCCCAGUGUCCAUCCAGGGCUCCAGUGUCACCUCAGUGCAGCUCCCCGUAGGCAGCCUCAAACUCCAGACUCCACCACAAGCAGGAAUCCAGACUCAGCCUCAGAUAGCAGCCACCGCCUUGUCCUCAGGCUUGGUCCAGACUAUACCUCAGAAACCAGACACGUUCACACCACAUGUGCUCAGUCAGCCACAGCAAGUCAGAAAGGCUUUCACCAGCUCAGCAUCCAAUACAGUCCUUUCAUAUCAGAGACCACCCGCCCCAGCGGUCCAGCAGCCCUUCAUUAACAAGACACCCAGCAGUGUUCUCCAGUCCAGAAGUGCACCCCUCCCAUCCCUGCAAAACGGACCCAGCCCUCCCAGCAAGCCAAGUUCACCCCCUCCAACCCAGCAGUUUGUCGUCCAGCACUCUCUGUUUGGGAGCCCAGUCCCCAAGACAAAAGACCCUCCCCGCUAUGAGGAGGCCAUCAAGCAGACACGCAGCACCCAGUCCUCUCUUCCAGAGGUCUCCCACACGCACAGUCAGCAAAUGGACGACCUCUUCGACGUCCUCAUCAAGAGUGGAGAGAUUUCCCUCCCUAUAAAAGAAGAGCCUUCUCCCAUUUCCAAAAUGAGACCAGUGACAGCCAGCAUCACUACAAUGCCAGUCAACACAGUGGUGUCCCGGCCACCACCCCAGGUCCAAAUGGCACCACCGGUAUCCUUAGAACCUAUGAGCAGUUUAUCUGCCAGCUUAGAGAACCAACUAGAAGCUUUCUUGGAUGGGACUUUACCUUCAGCCAAUGACAUUGCUCCACUACAAAGCAGUGGUGAAGACAGAGAGCCCUUCUCUCUGAUCGAGGAUCUCCAGAAUGACCUGCUGAGUCACGCGGGCGUGCUGGACCAUUCACACUCACCCAUGGAGACUGCCGAGGCCCAGUUUGCCGCAAGCACUCCCUGUCUGUCACUUGACCUCUCUGACUCCAACUUGGACAACAUGGAGUGGUUAGACAUCACUAUGCCUAACGCGUCGUCGGGACUCACUCCCCUCAGCGCCACUGCCCCCAGCAUGUUCUCUGCUGACUUUUUGGAUCCACAAGACCUGCCGUUGCCAUGGGACUAACAUCACAGGCUUCUUGUCUCAGAGUUCAUGAGUUUUAAGAAGAUGAAGAUGAGUCAAAGGUCAGUUUUUAGAGACAGGUCCAUAGUUGCAUCAUUGCAAAUGGAUAGAUGGUCACAGCCUGGAAACCAAGUUUAAGAACAUUUCAUUGCAUCCAGCAGUGAAUGUCUGCAGUUUAAUACAGCACAGGGCCUUCUGAAAAAUCUCUAGUCAAAGAAGACUCAUCUGUUUCUUCAAAUGCCACUAAAGAAGGAAGAGUUCUUUAGAUAAAAACAGAGAGUAAUGUGCAGGAUAACGACAUGAGGCUUCUCUGGUAACCAACUACAUUUAAACCUCUGUGGUCACUUUCAGGCCCUUAAUAAAAAAGCAUGCAGCUCCACUCAGAAAAGAAUGCCGGUGUGAGGGAGGUGAGAGGUCACUGCACGUGUGUUUCUAGAAACAGCCCGCGCCCCGCCCAGGAUGCCGCAGGGAUCAAAGGCAGCGGACAGCACCAGCUGAAGACUUAGUUCCAUUCAGAACCAAUGUAAUUUUUUUUUUGCGUUGUAGUUUAUUUUGUGAUUUUUAGAAUCUUACUUUAGAUUUCCAAAUUUAAAUUUAAAUGGAAGUGUUUUCACCAUAACCUGACAAUGUAUACAAAAUACUGUCAUAAAUGAUCCCCUGUAAAAAGUCCAAGUCUACUGAUAACACUGAAAAUCCUGUUAGCAACCCUCUGCACUGAGUAGAUUGAUUUACUGUAUAAAUUAGACAUGUCUGUGUACACGCUACAUUGGGACUUGUACAGCCUACUUUGGGCUGAGAAAUUGGGUAUCCGGUGGCCCUACUUGUUUUAAUAACUCAAAUAUUUCUAGAGUACUUGAGCCAAUGUAUUUCUGUAUUUUAAGAACUAACUUUCAGGUAACCAGACCCAUCUCAAAGAACCAAGAAAAAGCUUUAAGUGUAAAAUAUCUUUCUGAGCUGGUGAGCUGCAAAGCGAAGGCAAGGUCUGUCGUUCCCAGGAAACUCCCACAACAGCUCCAGGCUAGCCUGUCGCCAGGUCAGCCUCUGAACUGCUGCUCCGGCCGCCUCUCCUCCCACUUAUCCUGGUCCUCACUUCACAGGCUUGGCACUGGGAGUUGUACCUGAGCUCUCACUACAUUGUCAAGCCGAAGACUGAAAAACUGGAGGUUUUAUUAGUUUUUUAUAGAGAGAGAAAGUUCACAUUUGUUGAGUAGUUUCUUAAGAAUUUUCUGAAAUGCCAAUUGUCACAGGAUUUCCAAAAUGAUUUUAGAAUAGUUGUUGAAAUACGUGACAUGUACAUAACUUAGAAAAAACACACACAAGUCUACCAAAAAGUAGGUUUUUAUUAAAUACUGUCAAGCUCUCCACUCCCCUGUGUAAGCCCGAGAGCCGGGUGACCUUUCUCCGGGUCACUGAGCAGGGACUGUCACCACGGUGGCACGCAGAGGCAGCCUGACCUGCUAUUUGAAAAGAAUUUGUGAAUCAUUUCUGGGUUUGUGUUUUGCCUAAGAGCUGAUCUUAUUUCAAAUUUUUAUUUCAGUUUGUAAAUUUCACUACGUGUAAGAAAAGUCCGUUUUUCCAGAAUUCAGUCGCCCAGAACACUGGAGCCCUCUGUUAACUGACACUUCCACCUUGAAAGCGCUUCUGAAGGGUUCCGGGCAGAGCCGGUGGUGCUCAGUGUGGUCUGUGGUGAGUAGAUGAAUCGUUCAGAAAUGGGUGACCCAGCGCGUGGCGUCCAGACGCUGCCAUGUGACCAAGCCCAGCGUGUGCAUCCUCAGUCAUUCACUUCCUCUCCGAAGGGCCUGUAGCCCAGGGCAGGGCUAGUGACUUAGGAAGGUAAUUUCUUAGGGCAGGUCUCAGCACUGGAUUUUUGUCUGCAACUAAUCUGGUCCAUACUUGGACUCUAGGCAUCACCUUUUUCAGAUUUAAGUGGCUUAUUAAAUUAGAACCAAGUAUCAGUGGGACUAUAGGAGGCAACUGAACAGCUAAUGCUAUUGACUGUCGUGAAUUAACUUUCUAUUUCCAUCUUUUCAAAUUGUGUACAUAGAUCAUUUCCUAGCCCUCGGGUCCCCUUAUCGUGUCUUUAAAUAGGGUUCGAAACAUGCCACUGGAAGGCUGCUCUCCAGAAACACACACUGCAGCGCAAAGAAUGCCAUCGCAUCAGCCUGCUCACUUUUCAUUAUGUUGCUAAUGUGUCCACCUUACAUAUGUGUUCAAACCUUUCUGUACCAGCAUCUCCUUUACAAGGAAGGAAGGCAAGGAGUCUCGAGUUAGGAAGUCUUCCAGCUGCCGAUUCCCACCAUUCCGCUGGGCCCUCCUGGCCUGGCCUGAGCAGCAAGCUGGGCAUCUGUGCUGCUCUCCAGGGUCCCAGCUACACGUUCCAGGUAUUCCAGGUUAGAGUGAGGACACAGACCAUGGGCAACGUGUGAUGUGACCAAAGAUGACACUCUGUAACCAAGGCUCCUCUGACCUAACUCAGUGUACUUAAAGGUAAAUGCAAUGGGAAAGGUGUGUGUUUACUAGAGAGGACGGUUUUUACUGUUUGAGGUGAGUUUCACAGCUGUGAAAGCCCAGGUCAGAACAGCCGGCUGGGUUUUCAGUGCACAUGUGUGUAGUUUAGAGGCGGCAGUGCUAUGUAUCAUCUUGCAGAAGAUCCUACUGCCAAGAAAACAAUUCCUAGAAAACAUAUUAUCUCACAUGCAGUCUCAUUUCCCUAAAUAUUCCUGAAACACAGUAGUAUCGAGCUUACCUUUCUAGUGCACAUAGGUAUCAGGUCAUGUUGUUGGGGGUGGGAGGCACACAGUUACACCAAAGCUUCUACAUAGUCUUUGGAAGUCUAAGGGUAUGUGGUCAUCUUGUACAUUUCAGCAAAGCAUGUACUAGACAACCUUGGGGACAGUGUUAGUGGUUCAUGUUCUAGUGUUUUUCCUGAAAUGUGCAAUCUACUGUAUAGUAUUCGCCACAUAUUUGUACAUAGGUGUAUUCUGAAUUCAUGGAAUUUCUUGUUUAGACACUAUUUGUGUUUGUUUUAUAUGAAUAUUUUUAUAAUACUAAAGAGAUCUUAUUUAAAUUUCCUUUUUAAAAACUGCACAGUUCUGUGACCUGAGUAACUGACACUCCUGCCAGGGUAGUUUAAGAGCGGGGCAGAGGCGGUUUGGUGCCGCCUCCGAACUGCCGCCUGCUGUGGGCAGGGUGGCGGUCACAGGAUAGGGCCCCUGAGCUGUGCAGUCAGCAGACACUGAGAGCCAUAUCAGGAGCACUACUCAUUUUGUCACCAAAGCUGACUCAGGCUUCCCUUACCCUCGACCCCAGAUCAUUCCAGGCCACAUAGCUUUCUUCAGAGUCCUUGAAGAACUACCAGGCUGAAUCUAGCCACACAGCUGAUUAAGCAGCUGUCCCGUGCACACCACACGCUGUCCCCGUGGGCCACCUGGUGCAGGCGUCUACCAGCAGAGCAGCACAGUCCCCUUUACCCCCACUCACAAAUAACCCUCCGUUUUGCCGUCCAUCGCUGCAAACGUGAGUCCUGGCUAUGGGCAACGGAGCGGAAUAACAGACUGUCCAUGGCCCUGGCACCACAAAAUGAGCCCAAAAUAUCAAAAACCAUCAACUGGAAGAUCAGGUUUAUCAAGGGACACAGCUUACAAGUGCAGGCAUGUGUUUGGAGAGCAUCCUCACUGCAUUUCAGUUCAUCUUUUAAGUGGCUUCCGUCAAAACUGGAAAAUAAUUCAGAUACAGUAAUUCCUUGUCAGACUUUCAAUACCUUGCUCAGUGACCUUUCCAGGCUGCGUUCUGAUGUGAAGUGACUGUCUGCAUGGCAGUGUGUGUCUUCCCCUGCUCACCCCUUUUUUCAGUGUUUGAGGGAAACGCAUCGUUGCAAAGGGUUUCUACCGGAAAUCUCAUCUAAGGCCUAUAAUGCAAAAAGCUGCACAUGUUUACAAAAGCACUCUGACCUUCCACACAAACACAUUGCUCUGUGAAUCGUUAUUGAAAAAAUACCACAAUCUUGUGACAACAGGAUGGCAAUCUCAGAUCUACAAGGUGCUGUCUGGAAUCAGAUCAAACAUGUCAUUGGUGACAGUGACACCGCUGUCAUGUGUAACAGAGCUUUGUGCCAACUGCUCAGACAAAGCUUUCACCAAGUUCGUAGGAUCACUGAGGCUCAUAGCGAUUACCUCUCUACAUUGUGCUGUAAGAACACUUGCUGAUUUGGUAGGAGGAAGAAGCAUUUAGGAAAGGGUUUAGUAUCUACCAAAAGUACUUAACCUCAAGUAACCAGUAGUAAUGCAAACUUGCUUUAAAGGAACCAAAGGCAUUGCCAAGUAUUUGCCAAAAAGAGGCACUUUUUAUUUAAAAUUUGAGACUAAUGAGAUCUCAAAAAUCAGUCCCAAAAAGGUAUUAUCCAUUUAAAGUUAUAAUUUUCACAAAGGUGUAGAUAUUUCUGUAUUGUUUUCAUGUAAAAUAGUAUAGAUUUGUUGGUUUAGGAAUAGUACGCAUUUAGUAGUAGUACAAAGUUUUUUCCUUUCUACAUACAAAUUAGUUUUCUUGCUUGCAAUAGAAGUGCAACAUGAUAGGUGUUUCUCUUCUUAUUUUCAUUGUCACGUUAUGUCUUAGCAUCUCACUUUAUGAAAAAAAGGAGAAAGAUACCAAUCUACAGAGCCCUGCUUAUUCAAGCACUCGUUUAAGAAACAAAAAAAUUAUGGCAAUCGGGGGUCCAUUCAUGUAUUGCCUUUAUGUUGUUUUUUAAAAGGAAAACCGUGAUGCCUUUGUAUUUGCUGUUUGCACCCCUGAAAUCAAUUCCAUAUCAUGUUUGAAUGCCAUACGUUUUGCACAUGUACUGUACAUAGGUAAUGCAUACUGUAUUUUUAUAUGUGUGCACAUUUAUCAUCAGAUCUUUUGUACAUAGUGGCAGUAUUGUAGCGGACCGGAAAAUGUUUGAUAUCUCAGCAAUUUUGCAUUUUUGUGUCUCAAAUAAAAGGCAUUUUGAUGUA